AUGAGCUAUAAUAACAACAAAAGCCAAGAGGAAUUAGGACUUCCUCGUGCUACAGCCAGUUUAAAUGUUAAAGGUCUGAAACAUAGUCAAAAUAAUAGUAAUUUAAAUUCUACAUCAGUACAGCUUGCUUACAAAACUAUGGAUCCAGGGAGACAAACAGCCGCUAACGAUAACAAUGAUAUAUUGGUUGACGAACCUAAAAGUAACAGUAAUAGUGCUAUUAGUGUUAAUAAUGUAUCCAGUGGAAGUUCCGGUAAGAUUGUUCAUAGUAGUAACAAUAAAAACAAUAAAAAUAGUAGGACUAGUAAAAUCAGUGCAUCCCUAGACGAGCCGAUUCAAUUUACAAGGGUUUCCUCAUCUUCUCUAUUAAGUUCAAGUUCUUAUGAUUCUGAACUUGAUGAUACUCCUGAAAUUUUGAAUAGGAAUGGUAACAAGCAACUUAGACAAAGUGUAGAUAGUAACAACCUGUCGUUUUUGCCAAUCAACAAUAGUAAUACUAAUGUUGCGUUUAACAUCACGGAACAAUCAACAAUAAUAGAAACGAAUAGAUCGUCUAUAGAGGGAUCCUUAAGAACAUCAAAUAAGAACAAUAUUCCCAACAAUCAGUUUGAUCAGGAAACAGAAGCUGAUGGAAUAAAUGUGGAUUUUCUUGUUGAAACUUUGGAUGGUUUAAAUGAAGUUACUAGUCCCCUUGAUGAGGAUGAUUGUUCCAUCAAACAACGAAUAAGCACACCGGAAAAGAAAUCGGGAAAUAAUACCACUAAAAACAAGAACUCAACUUUCUAUGACUCGCCAUUAAAUGAAAUUUUAUCGUCAAGUGAAAGUUUUAAUGGGCUGGAUAAUACCACUACCAAUCACUCUAAAGACUCUUUUAAAAGGAAAAAGGAGAAGCUCACUAAUAAAGAUGUUUUGGCCGAAAAAAGUGGCAGGAAUAGUACAAGUAGUAGAUCUAGUGGCGGAAAGAACCCUAAGACAACUUCCUCGGCAUAUAAUCAUUCACCCACAACAAUACUAACGAAAACCCCGUUAGUAAAUCAGAGUUCCGGGUUUAGGAAGAGCUGUCAAGAGUUCAAUGGUCAUCAGAAUCCGAAUUUAACCCCAACGCCUAAAAAUGGAAUUUCUCCGUCUACGUAUUUUAGAUCUACUUCUUCGCCAUCUCCGUUCAAUUCUGUGAGAAAAAACAGUACUAACGGUGGAAAUUCAAAUAAUAUUAACCACAAUUCAUCAAGGCAGGUUUCCUCUUCAUCUGUUUCUUCUUCUUUGAAUAGUCCUUCUUCAAAGUCCAAUUCAUUUAACACGAGCUUUGGGACUUUGAAUAAUAGCAAUAGUAGUAGUAAUAAUAAUAAUAAUAAUAAUAAUAAUAAUAGUAGUAGUAGUAGGAAAAGCAGUCAUAGUAAAAAAAAUAGUAUUAUAAACAACACCAGUAAUAUAAAUAAUGGAAGUAUGGGUAGUGGCAUUAAUUCAACAAGUAGCAAAGUUAAGGGCGUUUUUAGUUCUUUUGUCAGUAACAUGAAAAGAAAUUCAGGUAGUAAUAAUAGUAGUAAUAAUAGUAGUUACAAUGGUAGCAAUAAUAAUAAUAAUAGUAAUAAUAGUAAUAAUAAUUCACAGAAUGGCGGCAAUAAUGAGAAACGAAGAGGUAGCGGAUUAAAGAUAUCUGGACCUUAUAAUGCCAAGCAUGUUCACCAUGUUGGUGUUGAUGACAAAACAGGGGAAUACACAGGCUUACCUGAUGAAUGGGAAAGACUCUUAACAUCUAGUGGUAUUACUAAGAAAGAACAAGAGCAAAAUCCUCAGGCAGUAAUGGAUAUUGUUAAAUUCUACCAAGAUGUUACAGAAAAUAGCGGCGAUGACAAAGUUAUUAAAACAUUUGAUGUAAAUCAUAUUGGUACUAAAACCCAAGAUAAAAUCCCUACCGCAAAACCAUUAUAUUCGAAGAAAGCUACCAACGGUACAUUUGAGAAUAAACUAAAAACCCCCGAGCACAAGACAUUUAAAACUUCAUCGCCAUUAAAAUCUACAUUAUUGCAGCAACAACAGAAUCAUUCUAGUUCAUCCCCUUCUCUGUUGAAAAAUGAAGAAAGUAUUAGUAUGCACAGUAGUAAAUUUAUUCCAUCCAGACCCGCACCAAAGCCACCAUCUAGCGCACAUCCUCCAGCUUCAGUUACAUCUCCGUUAACCAAUAUCCCCAAAAUGUCAACCCGUUCAAGCUCCUCAAAUCAGCUAGUAGAUUUGAUUAGUGUUUCAAGAAAUGGCAGUCUGAAGCAAACCUCCGGCUCCUAUGAUACGAGACUAGAUAUACCUGGUACCGGUUCAAACAUAUCGCCCAUAAACAAUAAUCAUAAUAUUCUACCUCCUAAGGUUGAGAACACCAUUACAGAGCUAAAAGAGUUGAAACUCGUCCAAGAACAUAAAAAGGUAUUUUCUGAUCAACGAUUAGUCACUCCAGAAAGUUCGCCUUCAAAGCCAGCGACUGACGGCUCUACUAUUACGCCAAAAGUUGUACAAGAACUCAAGCAACAAAAACACUUAACGCCACCUAUUCCAAAAGUUGAUGCCACUACAUUGUUAUCUGUAAAUGAACAAGAUGCUAUAUUAGCUGCUAAAAGGGAAGCCAAGGCAAAAUCUGCGGAAAGAAAGAGAAGACAGAAAGAAAAGAAGGAUAAAGAAGUGUAUUCCAAAUUACUUGACAUUUGUUCGGAUGGUGAUCCAAGUACAAUGUAUAAGGGUUUAAUAAAAGUUGGUCAAGGUGCCUCUGGCGGUGUUUAUACUGCUUAUGAAGUUGGUACAAAUGCUUCGGUUGCCAUCAAACAAAUGAAUUUAGAAAAACAACCAAAGAAAGAUUUAAUAAUCAAUGAAAUUAUUGUGAUGAAGCAGAGCAAACAUGGCAAUAUCGUUAAUUUUAUUGACUCUUAUUUAUUAAAGGGAGAAUUGUGGGUUAUUAUGGAAUAUAUGGAAGGUGGCUCUUUAACUGAUGUGGUGACGCAUUGUAUAUUAACAGAAGGCCAGAUUGGUGCUGUUUCGAGGGAAACUCUAAAGGGAUUGGAAUUUUUGCAUUCAAAAGGUGUUAUUCAUAGAGAUAUCAAGUCCGACAAUAUUCUAUUGAGUAUGAAUGGUGAUAUUAAAUUGACGGACUUUGGUUUUUGUGCACAAAUUAAUGAAAGCAACUUGAAAAGAACCACUAUGGUUGGUACCCCUUACUGGAUGGCACCUGAAGUUGUUUCUAGAAAAGAGUAUGGUCCAAAAGUUGAUAUAUGGUCUUUAGGUAUUAUGAUUAUAGAAAUGAUUGAUGGUGAACCACCAUAUUUGAACGAAACUCCCUUAAGAGCUUUAUAUUUGAUUGCUACCAAUGGUACACCUAAGUUGAAGGACCCUGAAAGCAUUAGCCAGGAUUUGACUGCAUUUUUAGGCUGGUGUCUUCAAGUUGAUCCAGAAAAAAGAGCUACUGCGGGUGAACUAUUAAAUGAUCUUUUCAUUACAGAUAAAGCAGAUAAUAAUAAGUCUCUAGCUCCAUUAGUUAAAUUAGCCCGUAUGAAGAAAAUCCAAGAAACUUUAGACGAUGAUGAAACUGAAAAUUGA
Molecule: messenger RNA, 3576 nt
Organism: Saccharomycodes ludwigii
Lineage: Eukaryota; Fungi; Ascomycota; Saccharomycetes; Saccharomycodales; Saccharomycodaceae
Gene: STE20
Product: mitogen-activated protein kinase kinase kinase kinase STE20
Exons: 1
Coding region: 1-3576 (1191 amino acids)
Biological process (GO): protein phosphorylation; regulation of MAPK cascade; intracellular signal transduction
Cellular component (GO): cytoplasm
Molecular function (GO): protein serine/threonine kinase activity; ATP binding
Source: RefSeq, a predicted model, not a curated record